AUGUCUCUUCCCAACAUUUGGCACCAUCGCAAGGUGGCCGAGACAUCAUCCCGCUCUUGCGAAAUCUGCUACAAACCAUCCUCUAGCGUGUUGAUUACUCCAGAUAACAAGGCAAGUAUAGAGCACACCAAUGAUGAGGAGGAGGUUGCCGCAAAGAAAAAGAAAGAGGAACUAGACAAGGAGAUUGAAAAGGUGAAGCAGGAAUAUGAGGAGAAAAUGAAUCGUAAAAAACUAAAAGAGAAGGAGAAAAAGGACGGCGUUGAAAAGGAGAAUAAGAAGGCAGAAAAGGAGAAGGAUGAUAAAAUCAAAUCUAUUCAGAACAGCGGGGCUGAAACGCACAUGGAUGACACACCCCGCAUUUUUGCCCUCCACAAGAACUUCUACCAAAUGCGCAUUGACCGGAUUCGGAAAAAGGAAAUUGCUAGACGGAACACGGAGCGCUUUAAAAAUCCAGACCUACCUGUUCCCAUCAACUCCGAAAACAGAUUUAUGAAAGCGGUGGAAACUGCCACAACUUGGUUUUUCACGAGCUUGGCUUCCCCCACCCACCACGACAAUCGGGCGAAACAGCUGGAGACACGCGACUCUGCUGCCGGUUUGUCAUCAGUCGAAGACGAGUGGAAAAAGAGAAGGGCCUGCGACAAGGAUCACGAUGACACUCUGCAGAGGGUAAUGAGAGCGCACACAAAGCCUACAGAUGAUUUUACUUCUUUAGGAAAGAGGGUAAACGUCAUACCGAGGGCGCUAGUCCGGUCUUAUCGCUUUACGCCGCUUAGAGCACCGCCUCCACUGGAUGAAUCUGGAACCAUGGCGGUCUUUGCGCCGGAUUUUGGUCGGGUACAUUCCUCCCUCUCGCAGUUCUCAGGUUGA
Paracoccidioides lutzii Pb01 is the source of this 870-nucleotide messenger RNA. RefSeq lists its product as hypothetical. Gene Ontology annotation, cellular component: endosome. The coding region runs from base 1 to 870 and encodes 289 amino acids. The transcript has 6 exons. The record is from RefSeq and is a predicted model, not a curated record. Gene Ontology annotation, biological process: vacuolar transport.